AUGAGUGAUACUAACAGGUAUGACGAAGGUGCAGAAGCAGACGAGUCUUCAAGUCAAACCGGAACUGAAAGUGCAAAAGGGAGACAAACUGGAAGCCUGCGCCUGACCUGCAGGAGCGAUCUGAUCUCAUUAGGGGCGUUUCACCGGGAGCCCAGCUCCGACCCUGGCGAGGCAGGCCCGUGGCAGUUCAAUGCAGCCGCGAAAGGUUCCACUCCAUCAAUCCCGCUCAAGUCCCUCUUUGCAGAUGAGGCCCUGCUUUCCCAGGUGAGCUGUCUGAAGAAACGCUUGCAGAGGCCUCCACAGCAGAGGUCCACGCAAGGUCGGCCUGGCGAGCCCCUAACGACGGGGCUGCUCACGCAUUCGGAGAGAAACCCAGUGAGUCCUGAUGGGCGCCAGGGGAGCUGUGUGAUGGCGCUCUUUAAGGGACACAUCCCCUUGGUUGGACAGCAGAACUUUUCUCAUCCCUGUUCCAUGGAUGAAUUAGGCUCUCAGCCUCCAGCAGUUCUGACACGCAGGGGCUGGGUGGGCACCACGGCCAGGGUCACCGCCACGGAGGCACUGAAGUGUAAGAUCCAGCUCUGCAGCAGGAAGGCCAAGAUAACCAGGAGAGGGCCAAGCGCCCUCUCUGCUCUCGGGCCGAGGGGGGGAAGUCGAGCCUGGGAGCAGGCACAGGCUGAGGUGGCCUCCUUGAACCCCAGGAUCCAGCAGGUGGACGAGGAGCUGGACGGUGCCCAGGAGCGCCUGGCCACUGCCCUGCAAAAGCCAGAGGAAGCUGAAAAAGCCGCUGAUGGGAGUGAGAGAGGAAUGAAAGUUACGGAACACCAAGCCUUAAAAGUUGAAAUAGGGAUGAAGACAGAACUCCAGGAAAUCCACCUCAGAGAAGCAAAGUGCAUUGCAGAAGAGGCAGUGGGAAGUAUGAAGAAGUGGCUGGGGAUUACAGAGGGGGACUUGGAGGGCAGAGAGGAGCAAGCCACCACAGAGUCCCUGUGCCUGGAGACAGAGGAGCCAACCAGACCGACAGACCUGAACGUGAAGUGCUUGAGUACUGCUAAAGAAAAGAACUCUCAGAGGGAAGACAAACGCGGGGACGCGGUAAGGCUUCUUGCGGAUACAGUCCAGGAGGCAGAGCCCCGUGCCGAGUCUGCGGAGAGGUCAGUGGCCAAGCUGGAGAAGACAACUAAUGACUUGCAAGAUCAGCUGAGAGGCACCAAAGGGGAGCACGUCUGUACCAAGAGGCCGGUUCGACUCUGCCUGACCUGAAUGAGGGGUACAGCACCCCAGUCCCACGCUGCCUCUGCUCCUCCCUCUGACCUCCACUCUGCCUUUCCCUCGCCAGACAGAAGCUGGCCUUGGAACUGAGGGCUGACCUUCCGCUGGAAGGCUGCUUUCUCUCUUUGCCACCUCUCUCCCACCCCAACUCCUGUGUCUUUUUCAAAACACUGUCCCUGCCUCUCUCCUGAGGUUCCAUUUAGGCUUGAGGCUGAGCACCUUCGGAAACAACAUUUAAGAGAAUGUGAGCACAAUGUAAAGGGUUCUUGAAAGCAUGUUGUGUUAUACGCGUUUUACAAUUACCUUUUCUGUUGUUGAUGAUGCAGCAGCCAUUUGUACAACAUUC
Felis catus (domestic cat) is the source of this 1615-nucleotide messenger RNA. RefSeq names its product tropomyosin alpha-3 chain-like. The record is from RefSeq and is a predicted model, not a curated record. Gene Ontology annotation, cellular component: actin filament. Gene Ontology annotation, molecular function: actin filament binding. Lineage: Eukaryota; Metazoa; Chordata; Mammalia; Carnivora; Felidae. Gene Ontology annotation, biological process: muscle contraction; actin filament organization.